Panicum virgatum (switchgrass) is the source of this 1767-nucleotide messenger RNA. RefSeq lists its product as uncharacterized. The coding region runs from base 238 to 939 and encodes 233 amino acids. The record is from RefSeq and is a predicted model, not a curated record. Gene Ontology annotation, cellular component: plasma membrane. NCBI's taxonomy places the organism in Eukaryota, Viridiplantae, Streptophyta, Magnoliopsida, Poales, Poaceae. The transcript is spliced from 2 exons.
CAGAGCACACGUACGCUCGCCCGUUACGCCCACCACCCCUCACCUAUUUUCCGUUCCGUCCCCCCUGCUUCUGGUAAAGCCCUGGCCCCAAACCCCGCAUUCACCUCGCCAAACUUUCCCCUCUUCCUCCGCCCGCACUUCCACCGCCGCUCCUCGCAGAUGCCCCAGUAGGCUCCAAAAAUCCAAAACCACCCCUCCCCCACGCUCCCAUCCACCCCCGGGGCAGCGCCCGGCUCCAUGACGACCCGAUCCGGCGGCGACCACCACGGCAACGCGGCGCCCUGGUACCCGCCGCAGCGCCGCCCGCACUACGGGUACGGCGGCGGGUCCGCCUCCUUCCGCGGCUGCUGCUGCUGCAUCUUCCUGCUGCUCACCUUCCUAGCGCUCCUCGCCCUCGCGGUCGCGCUCGUCGUCGUGCUCGUGGUGAAGCCCCGCAAGCCGCAGUUCGACCUCAACCAGGUGUCCGUGCAGUACCUCCUCGUGACCCCGCCGACGUCCCCCGCGGCGGCCCCGGCCGGCGUGCCCGGCGCCGCCUACCUCUCCCUCAACAUCACGCUGCUCUUCACCGCCGUGAACCCCAACAAGGUGGGCAUCCGGUACGGCGCCACGGCCUUCGACGUCAUGUACCACGGGGUGCCGCUCGGGGUGGCGGCGGUGCCCGGGUUCGAGCAGCCCGCGCACAGCACGCGCCUGCUCCAGACCCGCGUCAUCGUCGACCGCUUCAACGUGCUCCAGGCCGACGCCCAGGAUCUCGUCCGCGACGCCGCGAUCCGCGACAGCGUCGAGCUCCGCAUCACCGGGGACGUCGGCGCCAAGAUCCUCGUGCUCGGCUUCUCCUCCCCGAAGGUCCAGGUGUCGGUGGAUUGCGCGAUCGCCAUCAGUCCGAGGAGCCAGUCGCUGAAAUACAAGCAGUGCGGCGUGGACGGGCUAAGCGUGUAGUCCGCCGCCGUCGACGUCGCCGGAGCAGCAGAAGCAGGAGCUGUAUUCCAAUGGAGAUAGAAAAAUUGGAGGGAUCUGUGCGUCGAUUCUAAUCUCCCUAAUCUUUGGGUUUUGAUUUCCUUCCUGUGCGUGGGGGGUAAAUUUUGAGCUCUCUUACCUUAGAGGAGGUCGCUGAUUCUGUGAAUUACCACUGGUUGCAAUUAGUAGUAUCAGUAUUACCAUGGUUAUACAUUCAUCGAUCGCCAUGAGUAAAUUUGCUUAGGAGCUAAGGGAAGUGGGUGUGAAAAGGUGCGAGGAAGCGCGCAGAAUCCCGUCGCUUUUGUUGCUCUCCUCCUCAUGCUUCCGCCUCGCGUGUGUGAUUGUUUCGUUUUUCGGGGUUGGUGGGUCUGCGCUGUCUGCCAUGGCCUCGUCUGGUUAACCUGGCAUUUCUGGCUCACUUCAGCCCGUAGUGGAGCCGGGCAUGAGAGGAGUUUGGCCGGAGGCAGUAGGCACCAGCGUGGGUGGUUGGUUUCUCGCUUUCAUGGUGGUGGUGGUGGUGGUGGUGGUGGGAUCAAACCGGCAAAGGUUUACUGGAAGUUACCACUAGCAUCAUUGCAUGGUGGGGCGAAACGGAACGGGAACGUGGGUGGUGGAAUUUAGGCUUUGUAAAUGUGGACUCCCAAGUCUCCAGAGCGUGGAAGAACCUGUGGAUCUUCGGGUGUAGUAGGGUGUGGCCUGACUUGUGUCGUCUACUCAUCCCCGAGGCAGGUCGGGUACUUGGUGUAUAAAAUGUUAGCUACUGACUUCAAAUCUCAGUUGGCACAUGGCAUGGUGUGUUCAUUUUUUUUC